AUCCUCAACGGAAACAAUGGCCACGGCUUCCAUCCACGGCUGCUGCCUCACCUCAUCCACCGCCACCUCUCUUGCUCAACCUUAUAAUAGUGUCCGGCAACCCACAUUGCGACGGGCCUCCAUAACUUCUACCCUCGACUCUUCCACGUCUCCUCCUACCCUCAUCCGAUCACCUGUUUUGCAGCUCCUGCUCAUUUGCUCAACCAUUCCAAUGGGAGAAAAGAGAUGGGAAACAAGACAUACGAGAUGAAGGCGACAUCAUCGGAUAAUGCGGUGCCAUCUGAUUCUUCUGUUGAGCGCAUAAAAGAGGGAUUCAUUUACUUCAAGACUGAAAAAUACGAAAAGAAUCCCGCUUUGUAUGGUGAGCUUGCCAGGGGUCAAAGCCCAAAGUAUAUGAUUGUUGCCUGCUCCGACUCCAGGGUCUGUCCAUCCCAUGUUCUAGACAUGCAACCAGGUGAAGCUUUCGUUGUCCGCAAUGUUGCUAAUAUGGUGCCACCAUUUGAUCAGACUAAAUACGCUGGAACCGGAUCUGCUAUAGAAUACGCAGUUUUGCACCUCAAGGUGAAAGAAAUUAUAAUAAUCGGACACAGUGCCUGCGGUGGGAUCAAGGGGCUGAUGUCGUUCCCAUACGAUGGAACCACUUCAACCGAUUUCAUCGAAGACUGGGUUAAGAUUGGAAUGCCCGCAAGGACGAAGGUUAUAGCACGACACGGCGGGGAGCCUGAGAGAUUUCAAUGCGAGUUUUGUGAGAAGGAAGCAGUGGAUGUGUCAAUAGGGAACUUGCUGUCUUACCCAUUUGUGAGAGCGGGACUGGCGAACGGAACUCUAACGCUAAGAGGCGGUUACUACGAUUUCGUUGAAGGAACUUUUGAUCUCUGGACUCUCGAUUAUAAGUUUGAAUCAUCUCUCUCAGUAUGACCAACUGCUUAAUUUCUUCCUUCACUUCUGCAACUCUUUUUUCACGACUAUGUACUAUGCUUCUUUCUCUGGGAACUACUACUGUUAUAACGGAGAUUAUCGCAGCAGCUUCUUCGAUCUGUGAAAUCCCCUUUGAAAUGAUUAGACUUUUUUUUUCA
This is a messenger RNA of Hibiscus syriacus, 1076 nucleotides long. Its product is annotated as carbonic anhydrase, chloroplastic-like. The coding region runs from base 226 to 918 and encodes 230 amino acids. The record is from RefSeq and is a predicted model, not a curated record. The transcript has 8 exons. Lineage: Eukaryota; Viridiplantae; Streptophyta; Magnoliopsida; Malvales; Malvaceae. Gene Ontology annotation, molecular function: carbonate dehydratase activity; zinc ion binding. Gene Ontology annotation, biological process: carbon utilization.